Lutra lutra (Eurasian river otter) is the source of this 2015-nucleotide messenger RNA. It is a transcript of the gene DAZAP2, whose product is annotated as DAZ associated protein 2. The transcript is spliced from 4 exons. NCBI's taxonomy places the organism in Eukaryota, Metazoa, Chordata, Mammalia, Carnivora, Mustelidae. The record is from RefSeq and is a predicted model, not a curated record. The coding region runs from base 200 to 706 and encodes 168 amino acids.
GUAGGCGGGACCACGCGAGCCCUCCCUCUAGCUACUGGAGGCCGGGCAAAGGGGCGGGGUUUCCGGCGGUAGCGGCUCUCGGGCGUCGGGUGACGCUAGGAGAACGAAUCGUCACGUGACACGGAAGUGACUACGAACAGGAAGAGGACGAAAAAAAUAACCGUCCGCGACGCCGAGCCGAACCGGACCAGCAGCCACCAUGAACAGCAAAGGUCAAUAUCCAACGCAGCCAACCUACCCUGUGCAGCCUCCUGGGAAUCCUGUGUACCCUCAGACCUUGCAUCUUCCUCAGGCUCCACCCUAUACUGAUGCUCCACCUGCCUACUCCGAGCUCUAUCGUCCAAGCUUCGUGCACCCCGGGGCCGCCACAGUCCCCACCAUGUCUGCUGCAUUUCCUGGCGCCUCACUGUAUCUUCCCAUGGCCCAGUCUGUGGCUGUUGGACCUUUAGGUUCCACAAUCCCUAUGGCUUAUUACCCAGUUGGUCCAAUCUAUCCACCUGGUUCAGCCGUGCUGGUGGAAGGAGGGUAUGAUGCAGGUGCCAGAUUUGGAGCUGGGGCUACUGCUGGCAACAUUCCUCCUCCACCCCCUGGAUGCCCUCCCAACGCCGCUCAGCUUGCAGUCAUGCAGGGAGCCAAUGUCCUCGUAACUCAGCGGAAGGGAAACUUCUUCAUGGGUGGCUCAGAUGGUGGCUACACCAUCUGGUGAAGAACCAAGGCCACCUCCGUGCCGGGAAAGACAUCACAUACCUUCAGCACUUCUCACAAUGUAACUGCUUUAGUCAUAUUAACCUGAAGUUGCAGUUUAGACACAUGUUGUUGGGGUGUCUUUCUGGUGCCCAAACUUUCAGGCACUUUUCAAACUUAAUAAGGAACCAUGUUAUGGUAGCAGUACCUCCUUAAAGCAUUUUGAGGUAGGGGAGGCAUCCAUUCAUAAAAUGAAUGUGGGUAAAGCAGCCCUGAGGAUCUUCCUUUAAUUCCUCUGGAGUACUACUGUACCAUACUGGUCUUCGCUCUUAGUAAUAAAACAUCAAAUUAGGUUUGGAGGGAACUUUGAUCUUCCUAAGAAUUAAAGUUGCCAAAUUAUUCUGAUUGGUCUUUAAUCUCUUUUAAGUCUUUGAUUUCUAUUACUUGUUAUAAAUGAAAUGCAUUAGUUGUCUGCCUUUCCCUCCUUUGCCCCAUGGCCCACCCUCACCCCUAGUCUUCCAGUUCCUUCCCGCCAAUCUCCAUUGAAUCAAUGGUGCAGGACAGAAAGCCAGUCAGACUAACUUCCUUCUCUCCUUGCACUUGUCCCCACUUGCCAUCUUUUAACUAGUCUUUUACAAGGAUCCUCUCAAACCCCCUCUGUGCCCCAAGCACAGGCCCCAUUACUUCUGCUUUUGCAUCUCCUCAGGCAAAAGUGGAGGGUGCCCCUCGGACCCUCCUUACAGGUUGUUUAUUCGUCUGUGAACUAAACUCCAAUUUGCUUCGGUGCCAGAAAAACAGAGCUCUAUUUGAACCAAUGGUAUCAAUGCAAACUAUAAACAGGUUUGUUUAAAAAUGUGGGGGCAAGGAGGAGGAUGCAUUUCAAAAGCCUGAUGACAUUAGAGCCAAAUUAGGGGAAGUUUUCCCACCCAAAAACUGGUUACCGUUCAUUGUCAGAGUAUCUCAUGUAGGCCUUCAUGGCUCCCGAGAAUUCCUCAGCCGGUUUAAUGGGGUCAUAUUAUGAGUCCCUCACUACAAAAUGACUUGAGUCCAGUAAAAUCUCAUUAGGGUUAAGAAUAUUUCAGGGAUCCUUAAUAUUUUGAUUUUUGUUUUCUGAAAUUGGAUUUUAUUUUAUUUUAUAAUUUCAGUUCAUCUAAAUUUUGUGUUCUGUCCAUGUGAUGUUUGACUGUACCAUUGACUGUUAUGGAAGUUCAGCGUUGUAUGUCUCUCUCUACACUGUGGUGCACUUAACUUGUGGAUUUUUUAUACUAAAAAUGUAGAAUAAAGACUAUUUUGAAGAUUUGAAUAAAGUGAUGAAGUUGCAUUACACCUCA